AGGGGCAUCGUCCGCUCUCCAGCCCCGGCCUAUCAGCAUCCAAGUCCUUGGCACACGACGCCGGCGUACCACAGCCACUAUCGCCAUCAUAUCAACCCACCUACACGCCACUCGUACAAAACACAUUCCCCACACGCUUCGCGACACCGCCAUUUGCACCAACUCUCAAGCUUGCUCGCGCCGAAAACUCAUCGCCAGUUUCCUUCCUACACGACAUAGUGGCUGUCAUACAAAGCCAUCGUCAUCAACCAGCUCGAACCCGUGAUAUUAUACCCAACAUCGCUCCGUCUUCUGAGACCAGAACCCCUCCCAAAACGUCGCCUCCGGUUUCCAAAAGCCUGCCCGAAGGCAGCAUCCCCCGACGCGCACAUAUCUCGAACUUCCCUGGCAUUACCUGAACGCCUUACCACCAGCAUGUGUGUCGCCGAGCUGAACGUAUCCUUGCUGCCCUGCCGGCACCGCUGGUACCAUCUAGUCAAGCCAUGCACCCCUUCCACCAACCUGGCUAACUGCGGAGGCAAGCUGGGCCUCUCAGGAUGGGAGAUCAAGUGCGACUUUUGCCCCUACUGCUCAGGCUGGAAUCUCUCAACAUCCGAAUACCGACUCGUCGGCAACGAUCGCUCUCCGGCCGUGGGGGGACUCGCGCGCACGCCCUCCCUCACCCUGACGACCACGCGCCGCGAGCAGCGUCGAGGCAGCCUCUCCCGAAGCGACAGCAACACCAGCAUCACCAUGAUGGCACAAGAGAAGAACCGCGCAAUGAACGCAAGGGUGGACGCAUACUUCAGAGUUCCGACAAAGGAAGCCCCUCUUCCAGCGCCGUUCCCAGCGCCUCUCCCUGAGGCGGACGACGAAGACGCCGCGAACUUGGCCACAAGCCCCAGCGACACCUCCAGCGUCGGCCAAGACAGUCUAAGACAAUCGUCUACGUCGUCCCAGACGGACAAGCCCGGCAUGUUCAAGAAGAUGCGCCGAAAGUCCAAGAGGCUCUCGCUGAGCAUCUUCAAGUGACUCCCUCGAAGUUGCCGCGCAAGCUCUCGCUCCUCACAGCCACCUGGCCUCCACUACCGGUCCAAAUAAUGUUCACGCGGGGACGUGGACGGCUCAACACGCCGGUCUAGACCAGACCAUUUUUGGCGCCUCACGGUGGGAACGCGUCCGCGACCCACAUGACAUGAUUACACCAAUCGGGCCGACACCAGCCGCCAGCCGUCAUCGAUUCAUCCCAUCUUGCCUCAACCCAACGUCAACAUUAACUCCAGUCCGACGAUCUCCACUCUUCGCUUCUCACCUGUUUUUAACACACAUAC
Messenger RNA from Trematosphaeria pertusa, 1310 nucleotides. RefSeq lists its product as uncharacterized. The transcript has a single exon. The record is from RefSeq and is a predicted model, not a curated record. NCBI's taxonomy places the organism in Eukaryota, Fungi, Ascomycota, Dothideomycetes, Pleosporales, Trematosphaeriaceae. Bases 415 to 1011 code for a protein of 198 amino acids.